Messenger RNA from Blepharisma stoltei, 1206 nucleotides. The record is from the annotation of a GenBank genome assembly. NCBI's taxonomy places the organism in Eukaryota, Ciliophora, Heterotrichea, Heterotrichida, Blepharismidae.
AUGUCAGAAUUAAUUUCAAAACUGAUCAAAGAGCAGCAAUCACUUACCAACGAAUGCAAGCGCGGAAUAGAAGCCAAUAAACUUUCUUUAUGGAGCUACAAAGCAGAGCUAGGCUCCCUUGAAUCUCAAUUCAAACGAUGCAAUCUCAUCUUAGAAGAACAAGAAAAAUAUUAUUCAGCUGUUGUUUCUGAAAGUCGAGCUGCUGCAAAAGAAGCCAGUCUAAUAGCAGAAUCGUUUAAUAAAUUCCAGCUUCGCUCCAUUCUAGAAAUCAUAAACCCAUGGCCACUUCUUCAAGAUUUAAGCAUUGCGAUCUGUUUAAUGAUUGGCUAUUCUACAGGUACCUGGUCGACUUUUCGAGUAUUUUCUAAUUAGAGAGUCAUCAAAGACUGCGAGACUUUUCAAGAAACUCUGCAAUCAUUUGAUCCUCAAAACCUUGAGCCUGAAAGCCUCGAUUUUAUAUUGCAGAUUCAGAAAAAACAUAACCUUUCUCUCAUGAUUCGUGAUGGAAGAAUUCCUGAUGAAAUUGUGGCACUUUCUACGUGAGUUAUGAAGGCUUAUACCUAUACUGUUAAAGAUAUGGAAGCACAAGAAAUCUGUGAAAAAAUGCCAACUUUGGUUAAAGAACAGGCUGAAGUGUAUUUGGAUAUGAAAUCAAUUAAAGAAGAUAUAGCAGAAACCGAGGCUCGGCUUACAAGGCUAAUAAGCUGCAUUGAAUCAGCUGAGGCAAAUAUUUCACGACUCAAAGAAGUUGAUGAAAACUCUCCUCAGGAUAUAGAAAAUGCUAGUUCUGACUGUAAAAAAAUUGAUUCUAUUGCCAGAAGUAGCAUUAAUCUUGAUCAAUUACUUACUAAAAUUGUAGUAAAUGACGGAGUUAAUGCUUAUUGGCAAGAAGAAGAUGAUAGCCAAAACCCAAGCUUGCUAGUGGAAAGCUUGUUUAUUUCUCAUAAUUUGAGUCCUGAUUUAAAAGAAGAGCUUAAAUUAAUUGUAAAUCCUACAGAUGAAGAUGAAGGAAACGUGGACUUAGAAAAUGAUGUUGUUGAUAGAGCGUCACUAAUAUCAAUGCAAGAAGUGACUGCUAGUAAAAAUACUUUCACAGGCAAAAAAACUGAUAUCGAUAACAAAAAGCCAUCUAAGAAAAAUAAUAGAAAAAUCAAAGAAGAAAAGAUAAAAAUACGAAAUAAAAAGAAAUGUUGCGGCUUUGUCUAG